UCACCAUGCCCCUCUGUACGCCGGACGAGCGGCACAUGCACCUCCAAACAUUUUUUCUUGUGAUUUUUAAGGGAGAUUUUGUUUAGAGGCGGCGCUUGUUGGCUCCGGAGUAAUAGCGUCGUAACGACACUUUUUUUUUUUUUUGCCUCACCUCACCACCACCACCCCCCAGUCCCUGUUGAAAGAGUUUGACCAGGGCCAGAGUUGGUCGGUAACUGGGGGGUCGCUCAUUUAGCUCCCUAUUAUCCUGGAGGACGAUUUUUUUUUUUCAAAAUACAUUUUAUUUAAUUUUUUUUUAUUUUGUUUUUCAAAAAUUGGUUUCUACGGCUCUCAAUAUCGUCUCACUCUUGAUAUCUGGCAAGCCUUUCGAGAUUUUCCCCCUUCUUCUGCUCUUCAGAUCAUGAACAAACUAUAUGUUGGGAAUUUAAGUCCUUCGGUCACAGUCGAGGACUUGGAGCAGCUCUUCGGGGAGAGGGAGCUGCCAGCGCCCGAGCAGGUCCUGCUGAAAUCCGGCUAUGCUUUUGUGGACUUCCCCGACCAGAACUCGGCCAUAAAGGCUAUAGAGACUCUCUCUGGUAAAGUUGAAUUGCACGGAAAGCUGAUAGAGGUAGACUACUCUGUUCCCAAAAAGCUAAGGAGUCGGAAGAUCCAGAUCCGGAACAUUCCCCCUCAUCUGCAGUGGGAGGUUUUGGAUGGCCUUCUUGCUCAGUAUGGUACUGUAGAGAACGUGGAGCAAGUGAACACUGACACAGAAACAGCAGUGGUGAAUGUUACAUACGCAACCAAGGAAGAAGCUAAAGUAGCAAUUGAGAAGCUGACAGGACACCAGUUUGACGACUACGCCCUAAACGUGUCGUACAUCAUGGACAUGGAUGGCGCCUCGCCCGUCCAGGCUCCCCGAACGCGGCGCGGAGGCCGGUCCUCCCGGGACCAGGGCACCCCCCAGCCCGGACCAUCUGGAGGCUUUGGUUCGCCCCGUCUCAGACAGCCUGACUUCCCUCUGCGGAUGCUUGUGCCGACUCAGUUUGUGGGAGCAAUCAUUGGGAAAGAAGGCCUGACCAUCAAGAAUGUCACCAAACAGACACAGUCCAAGGUGGACAUCCACCGGAAGGAAAAUGCAGGCGCAGCAGAAAAACCCAUCACCAUCCAUUCAACACCCGAGGGAUGCUCGUCUGCCUGCCGGAUGAUCCUGGACAUCAUGGAGAAGGAGGCCAACGAGACCAAGACGACAGAGGAGAUCCCUCUGAAAAUCCUUGCCCACAACAGCCUGGUGGGCCGACUGAUUGGGAAGGAGGGCCGCAACCUGAAGAAGAUCGAAGAGGAGACAGGGACCAAGAUAACCAUCUCCUCGUUACAAGACUUAACCAUUUACAACCCUGAGAGGACCAUCACGGUGAAGGGAAGCUUGGAGGCUUGUUGUAAAGCCGAGGUGGAGAUCAUGAAGAAGCUGAGGGAAGCCUACGAGAACGAUAUCGCUGCUAUAAAUCAACAAGCUAACUUGAUCCCAGGCUUAAACCUGAACGCUCUGGGCAUCUUCUCCUCUGGUCUGCCGGUGCUGCCCCCUGCUGCUGCUGCUGCUGGACCACGUGGUGCAGUGCCCCCUGUUGCACCAACAGGAUACAACCCAUUCUUAAGUCACUCUUCACAUCUCAGUGGCCUGUACGGGGUUCCUUCAGCAAGUGCCAUGCCCCACCAGCACUCACAACAGGCUCCAGAACAGGAGGUCGUCUACCUCUUUAUUCCCACUCAGGCAGUCGGGGCCCUGAUAGGCAAGAAGGGCCAGCACAUCAAACAACUCGCCCAUUUUGCAGGAGCUUCCAUCAAGAUUGCCCCAGCCGAGAGCCCAGAUGUUGCUGAGAGGAUGGUUAUUAUUACUGGAACUCCUGAGGCUCAGUUUAAGGCCCAAGGUCGGAUAUUUGGGAAGCUGAAAGAGGAGAACUUCUUCUCAGGAAAGGAGGAGGUCAAACUGGAGACGCACAUCAAGGUUCCCUCAACCGCAGCCGGCAGAGUCAUUGGCAAAGGUGGCAAGACGGUUAACGAGCUGCAGAACCUGACGAGUGCAGAGGUCAUUGUACCGCGGGACCAAACUCCUGACGAGAACGACGAGGUCUUUGUGAAAAUCAGCGGGCAUUUCUUCGCCAGCCAGACUGCACAGAGGAAGAUCCGGGAGAUCAUUCAGCAGGUCAAACAGCAGGAACAGAAGCACCAGCAGGGCGCUGCCGUGUCACCGCACCACUCCAAGUGACCCAGCCAGGCGGCUCCAGCGGGCACCAGCCAAUGAAUGUAGCCCUCCCAAACGGACAGAGACUGACCCAGACUGAGGCCGAGGCCAAGGGCGAGGCGCGGGGCAGACCAGCAGCAGCGGCACCGGGAUCAAAACCAAAGAACUUCGCUACGGGGGGAAACAAGUGAGAGCCAAAGGCUGAGGGCAUUGUGUGCACUGCCAGCCCUGUGAGAGCAGACAGAGUGGGAGAAAAUGGACUGAUAGAAUAAAAGAAAAAAAAAGACCAAAAAAGAAAAAGGAGAAGAGAGGUUUAAACAGUAUAAAAUUUGGGAAAUAAUGUCUUAUGAGUAAAAAAAAACAACAAAAAGAAACACAGGAAAUAAUAUGUUGCCCUGCAUAACGUUAUCUCUUUUUAGUUGGACUAACAUAGGCCUAAACAGAUCGAACAAAUAAACCUAUUAACACGAGUGCACACAAGGCAUUUUGGAUUGACGGUGUGAGUUAGAGCAAGAGCGAGUGGCGAAGAGAGCGACUCCUCUUUGUGAGAAUAUCCUUAGCAGUAUUAAUGCAGAGUAGAGACAUACAUUGAUACACACUGAGAGUAUGCACUGUUUUUUUUGUUUGUUUUUCUUCUUCUAUCAGAAUGACAGAACAACCUGGUCCAGUUUUAAAUAUGUUAGUUGGUUCAGGAGAUUGAGCUGAGUUGGCCAUAGAGAACGAUCGACUUCACCCCGUUUUGUUUGCUGAAUUUAAAACCCCUGAAAGUGAAUCUGUUGAAUGGUUCUGAGUCUUUGUAACAAGCCUGUGUGUGUGCCAACGCAAAAGAUAACGUCCCCUUCCCGGCAUCCCUCACUGUCAUUUCUCAUGCUUUGCUCUUUUUUUUUUCUUUAAUCAAUUAUUUCUUUUCCGCUAAUUUCUGUUUGGUUGCUCUCAUCUGGCAUUGCGUUCUUAAUAGGUUCCUUGUUUUUGUUCCUUGUUUUUUUUCUUUUGUAGCCUUUUUGAAACAUUGAACUGACUGCCACUUUUUUUUUGCUAAAGACAGGUGAAAUGAGAUUUAACUGUAUCACUCUCCCAUGCUGUGCAGCGAUGUCUGAAACAGUCCGUAUAUAUAUAUAUAUAUAUAAAAAAGGCUUUGACGAUCAAAGAAAAAAAAAAAUUACGUCUUAAAGAAGCGGCGCACCUUAUCUAAUGAGCAGGUAAUCAUUUGUUUUGAAUGUGCACUGUCACACGCUUGGCCUUAAGGGGACGUCACAAGGGCCAACACAAAGUGGCAGAGGGCCCAGACAGAGGGGACAGGGUUAGGGUGGGAGGGCGAAAACAUGUUUAGUUUUAGAGAAUAGGCAUGGGCCGGUAAGUAAAAACGCUGUGGAAUCAGAGUAUUUAGACAGAAAUUUUAUAUAUGACAUAAUCUUGCUAUUGUUAUUCAUUAAAAUCCACAAAGCAGCUACUAAAAUACUGUAAAGUAUAGUUAUUAUUACAGCUUCAUGAAAUGUUAUCUACACCAUAGAUUUAAUACUAUGUUGAUAAAUGGAAUUAUGCAAAAGACUACAAUAAAUAGCCACUAAAUUUAGUUGUAGUUUUCAAGUAAACAAGUGGGGGAGGGGAGGAUGCAGGGCUACUUAAUCCUCUGAACAGCCAGAGAAAACUCAGGUAAAAUUAUUAUUUUCUCUGGCAUGUUAUUAAAAAGACUUUAAAGAAGACUCUUUGGGUGGAGGUUCUAACUGAGUGAAGAACACUUAAAGUCAGUAAAUGUUGGAAUCAGUGAAGUGUUUAAAAACUAAAUCAAUUGUGAAGAACUAAAGUUGUAAGAAGUGAUUUCAAAAGAAAUUAUUUUUGUCAAGGUGUUCAUUUUGGCUGCGAGAGAAAGCAAGACUUCUAUCAGAUAACAGGGUGGCUUAAUAGAGCACAGCACAGUUUGUAAUAUUUUAUCCUUGUGAGCUUUAACCUCUGUCACAGAAAAUGCUGGUUUUGUAAAUGCUGAGAGCCUUUUAAAAAUCUUUGAGUGAAGAUAAGGAUCCAUAUUCACAUGGUGACUGCUGCUUCUGUGAUGCCACCAAAAUGUCAAGUCUGCUCCCAAUUAAUACCGGUAUUUUAAUAUGUUAAUUAUAGAAAUUAUUGAGAAAUAAUAAUGUAUUUAAUCACACUUUUCUCAGGACCCCAAUUUCUGGCAGACCCCUAACAACAGAUGCACAGACUACACCAGCAAAGACGAUGCAAAAGAAUGUAUUAAGUGCUGCACAACUUCAAGCCUGCAGCAUCGACUCUGCGCAAAACAUGUUGCUAUUGGGAUUAAGACCAGAGCUAACAAUAUCUAUAACAGUCCAUAACAGCGGAAACAAAGGGGCUCAGAGCCACAUUAAUUCAGUCUAUGUCAGACCUGACUGUUUAGGUUGCAUUUGUGCAUUCAAUGGAUUCAGUCAUCAAUCAAAAGUGUCUUUAAUUAUAGAACUUUGCUUAAUUUAUCAGAUAACUGAUAAAAAGCAAUCAAUUGAGACUAUAAAGUGAAUUAAUUUAGAUAACCAUUUUUAAAUCACAUCAUAUCUCUUCUCUAGUAUAAGUAAUUAAUGACAAUUCAUGGCAAAAACAUUAGAAAAAGUUAUUUUUAAUCUAAAGGAGAAAUCAGAAAUGGCUAAAAUCGGUAUGAGCAGGUCAAGGCUUUACAAAAAUCAGCCUCAAAAUCUGGAUCGGCCGGUCUCUAGUGGGAACGAAAGGUUUUAUCAAUUUUUAAUUGUUAGCUUUUUACAAUCUUGCUACAUGUUCAUGCAGAUAACUGGCCCAUGCCUAUUGGAGGUUGGGAGUCUAGGGGUGGGGCUUGGCACCGUAUGACCUGUGGUACACACACAACCGCAAACGUGACCGCAUCCACGUUUGGCUUUAACCCUCUCUUUGUCAGGGAGCUUUCUAAACAAACAGCAUGACAGCUGUGAAUGUACAAUAUGCAGCCUUUUUUUUUUAGAACACAUCACUCCUGUCGUGUCCAGUAGGCCGGCCCAGCCACACAGAUUGUCACCCUCUCGUUCAUUCUUUUUCCUCUAUUAUAUUGGAGUUUUUUUAAAAAAGUAAUCGCUGGUGGCCGGCUGCCUCUAUAAACCCUCUGGACUCGCAGGUCAUGGUGUCCUUUUGUGCUUUACUUUGGAGAGACUGUGGAAGCUUGUUGCCUUAUUUUGUCACCUCUUAAACAUCACCCAUCAGCUUCAUCUUCCAGACGCAAGGUUAUUGCCAAUACGCACAGCUUCCUCCGUGUGUGUCUGUGUGUGUGUGCGUGCACGUACGUCUGUGUGUGUAUGUAUAUAUAUAUAAAAACAGAGUAAUAUUUAUGAAUCUAUUUUUUCCUAUUUUGUGAUGAGAUCUAUUGAUAAGAAACAAAAAAAAGAAAAGUCCUCUUCUGUUCUUCUUUCCCUCCCUCAGUGGGAUACUGCCAUAUUAUUUUGAAGGGAAGUGUUUAUUUUCUUGAAAACUAAGACUAUGAAAAAUAAUAUAAUAAUAAAUGAUAAAAACCUGAAAAAAUAGGAGAAAAGUCAAGUGAACCACGGCGUUAACUUUGGUUGGGAUGUGAACAGUGCGCAUGUCAGUAUUGUGAUCUACCUCAGGCUUCAGGGUACCUCAGUCCAAUUUUUCAUUUCCCCCCUUUUUUUUUUCCACAUUUUGUAUGCCUUGUUAACUGAUCAUUUUGAGCGUUUUUUUUUUUUUUUUUUAAUGAAAAAGAUCUGUACACCUUCAGGUGCAGCCGACUAGUGAAACUUUGCAAAACAAUACUCCGUUGGACUGUGUUUGCCUGGACGCCAUGCAACCUCUAAAGUCCAAUUUGUUCGAAAAGAAUGAAGUGUGAGAUGUUAAAGGAUAGAUACCCGAGACAUCGUGGGUAAGAAAGAAAGAUAGAUACAAAUCAGAAAGAAACCAACCACCUAUACCUCCUGUUUUUCCCAACUUUACCUUCAGGAUUUUUUUUUUUAAAGAAAAAACUGUAAAUGAAAAACAAAUGAUGUUUAUUGACUUGUGAGAUGUGAAAUAGCGUUUUAUACCAACCCACCUAAUCUUACCAGCUCUGUUUGAUAGAAACACACAGCAAACCGGGGCUGAUUUUAAAGAAAACAACAAAGCUGCAAAAAUACACUGACAGGACCUUUGAAAGCGGUGUAAAACCCAAGUCUUCUGUGCAGAAUGUCAAAACCAGUCUAGUCAUUUGCAAUGUCACUGUGUACAACAGGAAAAACUGUAUAUCUGUAAACAUGUACAAUAGAGUCACGUAUACAUCGUUCUCUGACAUUUUAAAUCAGAGCGUGGCGGGAGAGUUUAGAGCAUCGCAGCUUUCCUCAAACUGACCUCUAAACUUGAUUUUUUUUUUGUUUUUGUUGUGCUGUACAUUUCAGAAUCACCUCUCUGAAUCCAUGGCUGACGUUAGAUACUAAAAACAGAGCUGGGGCAAAAAAAGGAGGUAAACAAGCAAAUAACAUAGUGAGAGUUUUUGUUUAGGGCUGUUUUUUUUCUUUAUUUGUGCUUGUAGGAUGGCAGACUUUUAGUCUUCAGAUGAGGUGGAUCAUUUUUUGUCCCAGUGAACACAAACUUGCAGUACUAUAUUAAAAGGUCUAACAAACUCACACAAUGCCUGAGGCUGCCAUUGCCGCCAGCCUCCCCACAGCCGGUACAGUACCUCAUUCUGAUGACUAGAGCUCACCAGACCUGAUUCAAAAUAUCCUGACCUAACUAAAAUGCAGUACGGUGCUUCGACUCCUUAUAUGGUCUGCUUCACCUUUAGUAGAGGGUUUGUCGGAGAAAACAGCUUUUCAUUGUAGCACUGAGACUUUUACCGAUGCUUGCAAAUCUAUGAGCGCUCCCUUUAAAACAGUUUUUCCACGUUGAAACAAGACAUUUCAGUGUAUUUUAUUGGGAAAGGGAAAAGACGUGGUUUUCAACAACUUUUAUUGAAAAACGUCUUGAAUGGUUUGGCUUUCAUUUGUAUUCAGUCCUUUGGGAUAUGUCUCUAUUGUACAUCUAGAGAAGUUUUUGCCUAUUUGUCUUUGCAAAAAUAGGUCAAGUUCAGUCAGACCAGAUUAAUUAACUUGUCAGAUCAGAUUAAUUAAGUUGUAUUAACAUCAACUUUGACAGUUCCUAAGUGAGCUUAGGUCUGUACUUGUACUAGGACAUUCUAACCUAUGUAUAUAUGAACGAUUCUAGAGUAGUUGUGGGUCUAGGGGUGUUGUUCUGGUGGAAACCAGGAGGCCUAAUUUAAACCAAUUAAGUAGCUUUAAUGUCUCUUUAUCCUGCUACAGCAGCCAGUUUUGUUCAGGUUUUAACCAUCUAACCAAAAUGGCAACCCCUAAAUGUAAUUUUUAUGUUUGUACACAGACAGAAGAAGCCAGAAUUGAUGAGAAACUAGUUUCAGUACAGAAAGGAUAACUUUAAGAAUAGAUUUGGCAGUGAAAACCUUACAGCUCUGAAACUAAAUCUUUAGAUUUACCAAAUAGAAAUAUGAGAAUGUCCUCAUUAAUGAUGGGACAGUUGUGUACAGAAAGGAUGGCUGAUUUCUCAACAUUAAAAAUAUAUGCAUCCAAGACAUGAAAUACAAAAGCGGACCUGAGUGGCUAAAAGGAAUGUACCAUCUCAAGCUGUGCUGAAAGCUAUUGGGAAUAGAUGUGCUUUUAAAAGAGACUGAAAAACAUGAAGGAAAUAUGUCUAAUAUCUGAAGUCCACUUGUUCCACUGUUCAACUGAAAAAGCCUGAUUUCCUCUAGGCUUCGGGUUAGUUCUGGGAAAAAAA
Molecule: messenger RNA, 7981 nt
Organism: Xiphophorus hellerii (green swordtail)
Lineage: Eukaryota; Metazoa; Chordata; Actinopteri; Cyprinodontiformes; Poeciliidae
Gene: igf2bp2a
Product: insulin-like growth factor 2 mRNA binding protein 2a
Exons: 16
Coding region: 401-2245 (614 amino acids)
Molecular function (GO): RNA binding
Source: RefSeq, a predicted model, not a curated record